CUCCGUAAGAUUAAGAGUUGAAAAAGAGUCGAGAAGUGGCGGAGGAAAGACGUGACACUUGUUCGAUCACUAUAGAAAAAAACCAAUUCAACUGUGACGUUUCGAAAGGUUUUUUCUUUUUCUUUCAUCAAGGAAAAAGUCAUAAAGAUACGAAAGGAUGCGGUUGUCAACGGUGUUCGAGUUACUGCUGAUAUUUUUGCUGAUUGCCUUCGCGGCUUACGGACGCGUAAUCGAUCGAGAUGAAUCGACGAUCCAUCGCGGAAUCAGAGCCGCCAACGGGUCGAGACAGAGCAAUGUUGGAGUCCACGUAAUGUCCCUGAAACAGGCGGCCCAGAACGUCAACAAAUACUGCAACUGCAACAGGCACAUUUGCAACUGUUGCAGAGACUUCGACAUUCCGUUGGUGGCCCUCAAGGGACCAGGUUGUGCUUCGCUGCAGUACCUCGAGCGUGAUAAAUUGGGGGUUCAGCUGAGCGUGGGCGACAACAUUUUGACGAGCACCGUCGUCAAUGGAGAAAAACCAAAGGCAGUUUGUUUCCCGAUGCCCGGUGGGCUGACGAAGUUCUGUGGACGAAUUUAUUCCAUCGAAAGAGAAGCGAACGAUCACUUCAAAGCGUGCCUUGGUCUCGAGCUGCAGUCAUCCAGCGUAACCGAAGCUGCUCUACGGGUCAGCUGUUUCAGAUUUGGUCCCGACGGCGUAGCUCUGCGUCCGGCGGAACAACUGCCGAUCGUGGAAGAGGAAAAGCCAGCGGAAGAUGAGGAGGAGGACGACGACCUCUUCGAUUUUGGAGUCGACGACGACGAAGAGGAAGAAGACUCCGGUCUGGGAAACGCGGUUCCGGGAUCGUCCAACUCGGGGGACGCCUCGUACGACGACGAAGACGAAGACGACGACGAUUUCUUGGGUUUCGGUCCGCUGCUCGAUCUCAUCACCGGCGAUGACGACAGCGACAAGAAGAAAAAGCCUCAGGUGACAACUUCGGCGCCUCUUUUGUCGUUCACUAUUCCGAUCCUGCCGAAGCCAACGACCGCGAUCGUCCCCGGCGAGCUUGGAAGCGUCAACGUCGGAGCGAAGCCCGUCGCUCAGAAACCCGAGGACAUCGGAGACCCGGUUUCCAUCGGCGGCGGCGGGGACGACCUACUCUCGACCGUUGACGUCUCAGCCACCGAGGAACUCUCGGAGGAAUCAGCGGCGACGGAAUCGGUCCACGAAUCAUCGCUGAGCAGCGAGGAAGGCACCGGGGCAACGGAAGCUUCUGCCAUCGCGGAAUCCGCCGAAGCUGUGGCCACCACAUCGGCCAACGAGAAGACCAAAAUAGUACCGUCAAACUCCGAUCGAAUCGAGUACGUCGUUAAACCCAACAGAAAAGUAACGAUCGUCAAGAAGGUAGCGAGCGUCUCCACGAAACCAAGCUUGACUGCCAGCAGCCCGAACGCGAUAAAAAGCGAGCAGAAAAAGCCGGUAGUCUCUUCCGUCAUCAUAAACAAAUUAACGAAACCCAGUGCAGUCCAAAAUUCCCUGGUUUCGUCUCCCAACAAGGUUACCAACAACGUCAAGGACGACGACGACGAUGACGACGACGACGAAGACAUCUUGGACGACUCUGAACUCGACGAGGAAGACGACGACGAGGACGAGGAGGAAGACGAAGACGAAAAAGUCGAGGACGAAACGCUCGAGAGCGAACACGAAAAUUCUGACAAUAACGAAAAUCACGGAGCUAAUGAGACCGACAAAAACGAAGAACAACACGAGGAGGAGGAGGAGGCCGUCGAAGAUUUGAUCGACGACGACGACGACGACGACGACGACGAGGAAGAGGAGGCCGAAGAAGAGUCUGCAGUUUUGAGCGCCUUCGUCGAGGGAGACUCCGACAAAAUACAAAACAAAGUCGCCGGCACCGUGCCCACCGAACACGAGGAAGACGAGGACGAUUACGAUCUCGGAAUGUCCGAUCUCUUGGUACGAAAAAAACGCAUGAGGACUUCCCGGCAGAGCAAAGUAAUGAGACUCUAAAAAAUUCUUCCACUUUACAAUUACGACGGGAUCGUCCAACGACUUUUUCUCGAUUUCCUUGAGCCGAAACUCGUAAAAAAAUUCUCAGGAUUCAUUGACGAAAACUUGGCAAUACCACGAUUGAAAAAAAAAGUCAUUCAAACUCUCGGUUCUGUGGAAACGUUCACAUUUUUCCGACUUCUGCGAAUUUUUCAAGCGAUUCGAUUCAAUGGCUCAAGACCAUCGGAUUGUCCUCUUUUCCCCAAAACAUUCCGAAUCUCAGACACGCAGAGGGCAUCGAGAGAAUUUUAAAACAGAUUCGAUCUUUCACGUUGAUUUACUGCUGCCGCGUGAUUCAACGACUGAUGCAAUCUUCCCAGUUUUCCGUGCAUCGCCAGCCAUACAAAUACACCAUAUUUAUGACACGAAUGAAAUUAAAAUUCCGCCCUAUUUAUUAAUAUUUAUAUUAUUUAUUCCUAAUUUAAUUAGAUUUACUUGAAUAAAAAAUGUACAU
Venturia canescens is the source of this 2510-nucleotide messenger RNA. RefSeq names its product FK506-binding protein 5-like. The transcript is spliced from 6 exons. Lineage: Eukaryota; Metazoa; Arthropoda; Insecta; Hymenoptera; Ichneumonidae. The record is from RefSeq and is a predicted model, not a curated record. The coding region runs from base 158 to 2017 and encodes 619 amino acids.